Messenger RNA from Magallana angulata, 1558 nucleotides. RefSeq names its product spermatogenesis-associated protein 4-like. Gene Ontology annotation, cellular component: axoneme. Gene Ontology annotation, biological process: regulation of cytoskeleton organization. Gene Ontology annotation, molecular function: microtubule binding. The coding region runs from base 82 to 891 and encodes 269 amino acids. The transcript has 6 exons. The record is from RefSeq and is a predicted model, not a curated record. Lineage: Eukaryota; Metazoa; Mollusca; Bivalvia; Ostreida; Ostreidae.
AAAUUUCGAUGAUCUACGCGUAGACACAAGCGCUUUAUAUGGACUUUAUUGUUGCUCAUAACAACGAACAAAGCUGAAAAGAUGUCUGGCUUACCACGAGAGGUUUUAAAGUGGAUACAAAGUUUAGAUUUGACUUGGCAGAUAAAACAAGCAAAAUGGGAUUUAACAAAUGGAUACCUGAUAGCUGAAAUAUUUUCGUGGUACUUCCCACAAGACAUUCAGAUGCAUUCUUAUAAUAAUGGCACAUCAUUAGACUCUAAACUAAAGAACUGGAGCCUAUUGAAAUUGUUUAUAAAACGUCACAAAUUGGAGAUUCCAGAAGAACUGAUAGAGGGAACCAUUCACUGUAAGGAGGGGGCAGCUCCUGCCCUGUGUGAGAGGAUCUAUGAAUUAUUGACCAACAGAAAGUGGGUAUCUGCCAGGGUGAAGAAACAACCCUCGGAAUUUGAGGCGGAUUUCACAGACAGUGCUUACCAGUUGCAGCUUCCAAUGCAUGCCAGAUCUACUGCCUCAAAAGCUGUCAAAAACAACCUCCGUAUUACUGAAACCAUGGCUGACCCCAACCUCAUACUCAAUGCUCAAAAGGCUCAGAAAAUCAUAAAUGACCACAUCCAACACAGAAAUCUGGAGAGAUUUGAGAACCCAGAAAGGUUUGACGUCAAGCCCACCCUGGGGGAGAAGUGCCUUAGGAGACCCCCUCCCCAGCCCUCCCAGCCAACCUUUGAUGCAGAGAGCACUCAACACACUUUCACAGUGGAUCCUAGUCAGAAACCAGGCGGAGAAGACAAUCCUUUACCAAUGUCAAGAGAACCAAGUGUGCAAUUCAAGGAGAUUGAAGUAAAACAAUUAGACAAAUCUGCUCUAUACAAUAUGCCCAUCCAAGGAUAUUGAUUCAGAAACAAAAUGUUUACAUGUAUUCAUCUAAAACUGUUGUAUAUAUUUAAAUAACUUAAACUGUAAAUAGAAAUGGCUAUAUGUGAUGUUGGCUGCCUGUCUGUAGAAUUGCAUGUUUUUGCUUGUGAGUAAAAAUUGUCAUCUUUAUAAUACAGCAAGCAAACUUUUAAGAACUAUCUUUCUGAAAAAUUCAAAGAGCUGUUGAUAUUUGUUCAUGUAUAUAUUGCAACAUAUUUGUUUACUGUUUGAUCAUGCAUUUAUAUGAGUUUUGGGGUAUAUUUUACUUCCUUUCCAAAAUUUGUACAUAUAAUUCUGAUGUGAUUUGUGAUAGAAAAAAAACUAUUGAAGUUUAUUAUUUGGUUAGAGGAGGAUAAAUAUGAAUUUAAUUAACCUCUUAUGACUGACACAGAAAGAUGCUAGUUUUCUUUUUUCCGUUUCUUGGGGAUUUACCCUUAUUUUCUGAAGUCUUGUUUAUCAUAUGAUAAUUAUCUGACUAAACCAACUUGGAUUGUAAAUCAUUUGGUUUGAUUAAAUAGGCUCAAUUAAUUUAUUUGUUGAUUAAUUGUGUUUAUAUGUUUGCAUACAUGUAUUAAUGUGCAAAAUGUAUUACAUGUAUUCCUUUUUACCUCAUCAUAUUCUGUGAAUAAAAUCAUACUUAACUUUA